CCACCAACUAUUUUAGAAAAAGAAUCAAAAUUCUUUUUGCCCCUUCAAGAGUUGAAAAAAACACAAUCAUAAUUCAGAGUCAGUGUGUGUGUGUGUGGACGAUCGAUGGCUCUCUCACGACUUAGAAAUCAUCCGUUAAUAUCGCGUACACCUUCACUUCUUCUUCUUAGAGCUCGUUUCCUUUCUUCUUCCUCCAGAUCCCUUUCCCGAAACCCAAGAUUGCAGAAUUUUAUUGUUGACGAUGGUGGCACUUCGCUAAGGCCCAGACCUUUUUCUCCAUUCAGUGGUGUCCACUACCAAUCUAAACUAAAGUUGCUGACUGGUAUCAGAUGUUACUCAUCCGCAGAACUUCCUGCACAUGAAGUUAUUGGGAUGCCAGCUUUGUCACCCACGAUGACUCAAGGUAACAUUGCAAAGUGGAGGAAGAAAGAAGGAGACAAGAUAGAAGUAGGUGAUAUCAUCUGUGAAAUCGAGACGGAUAAAGCUACUCUUGAAUUUGAAAGUCUUGAAGAAGGGUUUUUGGCAAAGAUAUUGAUGCCAGACGGUGCAAAGGAUGUACCAGUUGGACAGCCUAUUGCAAUUACGGUUGAGGACUCAAACGAUAUACAAAAUAUCCCUGAUAGUGUUCUUGGUGGGUCAGAGGUUAAAGAGACACAGUCAACCCAAGCUGACGUGAAGACUGAAGACACUGCACACGGGUCAAGUUCAACCAAAAUUGAUGCAUCUAAGCUUCCUCCACAUGUUUUUGUUGAAAUGCCAGCGUUAUCGCCGACUAUGGACCAAGGAAAUAUUGCAAGGUGGAGGAAAAAGGAAGGUGAUAAGAUUGAGGUCGGUGAUAUCAUAUGCGAGAUAGAGACUGACAAAGCUACCCUUGAAUUUGAAUGUCUUGAAGAAGGAUACUUGGCAAAAAUACUGGCACCUGAAGGUUCAAAAGAUAUUGCAGUUGGACAACCCAUUGCAAUAACAGUUGAGGAUCCAGCUGAUGUUGAAUUGGUAAAAUCAUUUGUUAGUGGUAAUUUGGCAGCCAAGGAGGCAAAGCCAGCUCAGCAUGCCACCCAUGAUAAAGAAGUGAAAGCGCAAAAGUCCGGCUUUUCUAGAAUAAGUCCAUCUGCAAAGUUACUAAUUGCACAACAUAAGUUGGAUGCCUCAUCAAUAAUGGCAUCUGGUGCACAUGGUACUCUCUUGAAAUCUGAUGUUUUAACGGCAUUAAAGUCUGGCACAGGUGCAGCCAAAAGCUCGUCAACUGAACUUAAAAAAUCCUCAUCAAGUCAGCCAGAGACACAUACUUCUUUAUCUAUAUCAACAGAGAUCCAGAAGCUGGAUUCUUAUGUGGAUGUGCCAAAUACCCAAAUCCGAAAGGUGAUUGCAAAAAGGUUGCUUGAAUCAAAACAAAACACGCCUCAUUUAUACUUAACCGCAGAUGUGAUCCUGGAUCCUCUUCUAUCUUUCAGAAAGGAGCUUAAAGAUAAAUUUGGUGUCAAAGUUUCAGUGAAUGACAUCGUAAUAAAAACUGUGGCAAUGGCAUUGAGUAAUGUUCCAAAAGCCAAUGCUUUCUGGGAUGACAAGAAAGGAGAAAUUGUAUUGUGUGACUCUGUUGAUAUAUCAAUUGCAGUUGCUACUGAGAAGGGACUGAUGACUCCAAUCGUGAGAAAUGCUGAUCAUAAAUCUAUAUCAGCUAUUUCCAUCGAGAUCAAGGAACUCGCUGAGAAAGCACGAGCAGGGAAACUUACACCAAAUGAAUUUCAAGGUGGCACUUUCAGUAUAUCGAAUUUGGGUAUGUUUCCGGUUGACCAAUUUUGUGCAAUAAUAAAUCCACCGCAGUCUGGCAUUCUUGCUGUUGGUAGGGGCAACCAGGUGGUUGAGCCAGUGUUCGACAAUGAUGGAGUUGAGAAGCCAGGUGUAGUUACAAAAAUGAACGUAACAUUAUCUGCUGAUCAUCGUAUAUUUGAUGGAGAAGUAGCAGCUGCUUUCCUGGGAUCCUUGAAAUCAAACUUUAGUGACAUACGGAGACUACUAAUAUAGUCAGGAGCAGGAAACGCCUUACAAGAAAAAUUCAUAGAUGUGAUUUUUUUGAUAAAUGCACCUAAAAAUUUCAAGCUGCAGAAAGUAUUUGUCUUGGCAAUCAAGCUUUAUUUGCGAUGUGUACAAUUUUUAGAGUUUUCUAAUUAUUUUGGCCUAUUUGUUUACGAGGCGAGCCAGUCUGCCGUGCAAAUUACCGUUAAUAAUGAGGCAUGAUUGCUCUUGAGAUUUUUGACCAUUUUCAAGAGGCAGGCAUGUGUCUUGCAUCUUUGUAAAAAGAAACGAUGUAGAGAAAAGCAGCUUUGUUCUUAUAAUAAAUUUUGCUUAUUUGGUUCACAAAAA
Erigeron canadensis is the source of this 2361-nucleotide messenger RNA. Its product is annotated as dihydrolipoyllysine-residue acetyltransferase component 1 of pyruvate dehydrogenase complex, mitochondrial. The coding region runs from base 106 to 2022 and encodes 638 amino acids. The record is from RefSeq and is a predicted model, not a curated record. NCBI's taxonomy places the organism in Eukaryota, Viridiplantae, Streptophyta, Magnoliopsida, Asterales, Asteraceae. Gene Ontology annotation, biological process: pyruvate decarboxylation to acetyl-CoA. Gene Ontology annotation, molecular function: acyltransferase activity. Gene Ontology annotation, cellular component: mitochondrion; pyruvate dehydrogenase complex. The transcript has 23 exons.